Molecule: messenger RNA, 923 nt
Organism: Dermacentor silvarum
Lineage: Eukaryota; Metazoa; Arthropoda; Arachnida; Ixodida; Ixodidae
Exons: 3
Coding region: 274-711 (145 amino acids)
Source: RefSeq, a predicted model, not a curated record
AGGCAUCGAGAUAAGCAUUUAUUGCCACCAUCGCGCUUCGCAAAUCUGCCGGAAGAGCCACUCAGUCGCGUUAACUUAUCAAAGCCAAGAGCGGCCCCGUCAACUGUCUAAACAUGGCUAAACCAACCUCGGGCCCUUCUUUGACCGCUAUCAAACGCACCCAGUCGACGCUCUGUCCUCUAUCUGCCCGCACUGGAAUAACUUCCGUGCCUGAACGACAAUUUCCUGUCAGUCUCAUUUUCUACAGAAAAGACGUGCCUACGACGAGACGCAAUGUUCAAGUUCACCUUUCUCGUGUUGCUGUGCUCGGCCUUUGUUGCGUCCCACAUGGUCGACUUUUUCGAUGAUUGCGUAGAAGAGGUUCACCAGCGACAAAAGGCAAGUGAGUGCGUCCUCCUACCACGAAGCUGGCUUCUUUCGAACACGUACAGAAACUUCGCCCACCAAGUCCUCGAGAACGUCGCUCAUCAGCCGUAUGUUGGCAAUCUGAACACUCUUCUUAAUGUGACUCGAGCAGCAACUCACGUUUCGGACGGGAUCGUAGUCAGAGUCGAGUUCACCACCGUCGAGAGCACUUGCAACAGCUCUGUCGUCUAUUCCAGGGAGCAGUGCUCGCCACAUGGCAGUCAGGCGAAUGGACUGUGUCAGGCAAGAUUCCUCUUCGCUGGUAACCUGACGCUUGAAGAUGCCCGGUGUGGACCACGCAAGUAGUGAUUAUAUAUUUCGCAAAAAAAAUUAUAACUCUGUAAUGUGCGCAAGACUUUUGACUGGUAUAGCGCAAACAUCGAAUAAACCAUAAACAUCGAACACAUACAUGAGCGCAAUCAUCGAAUAAAGCGCAAUUUUGGUGUUCUCGCAGUGCUGUGUCAAAUUUCAUUCUUUGCGUAAUUCUAACAAGCCUUCGAGCAGAAACCACUGUACGC